GUCUUUCCCCUCCGACAGAAACCACAUUGUCCGUCUCUCGACCCUUUUUGCACUUGUCUUGUCGGAGGGAAGAGGAGGAAACCGUUCCAAUCACCACGUCGGUCGUAUCCUUCUCUUUGGACAAUUCCCGAAAGAUGGUUCCUCUUAUUGGUUAACCCGCGAACCGCCGAAGCUCACAACCGCACCUCACCUGCAUCAUCAUCAUCAUCAUACGCUCAUUUGAACGAACCAGUCAUUCUGAACCUUAAUCCCGAUCGCAGCACCACAGUCAUUCCUUUGUCAUACAAACCAUGGCCGAAUUAAUGUCGCUUCAUGGGUGGUCUCACCCUCCCCUUCAAACGGAGUCCGCUGUGUCGGAACGGCCAGAGAAACGAGAGACACGCUCCACUUCGAAGCUCCGAUCCCUUACCUCCAGCAAAACAGUCUUUCGAGCCAAGUCAGCCAAUGCUCUGUCUGACAUGUUGGGUGGCUCGAAAACAGCCAAGCCCCAAUCCUUUGAAUCUGAUUCCUUGCUCAAUACACUGCGUGAUCCUAGAACUGCGAGUACCACGGACUUGUCUCGAACUGCCGCCUCGUCUCCAAGGCAUCCAGACCUGAGCAAUGAAGUGGCUGCGUUGAGCGAUAAGCUCAUCCAAGCAAUUAACAACCAAACAGUUCUUGACGAUACCUUGGCGGCAACCCGUCAAGAACUAGAGUUAUCUCGGGAAAGAGUUCUUCAAUUAGAGGAAGAAAACAAGAAACAUCAGGAAGACAUUUCCAAUGGUAUAUUGAUCCGGCACGACAAAGUGGAGUCUGAAAAAAUGCAGCUCAAGAAAGAACUGGAAGAAGAAAGGGGCCGCAGAAUGAUUGUUGAGAGGGAAAAGAAAGGAAUUGAGCAAGAACUGGCAGAUCUAACUGCAGCUCUGUUUGAAGAGGCCAAUAAGAUGGUUGCUGCGGCAAAGAAAGAGCGUGAAGCGGUUGAAAAAAGGAAUGAGCAAUUACAAGCACAGAUAAAAGACACAGAAACGCUACUGGCGUCGCACCAAGAACAGCUGGCAGAGCUAAAGUUGGUAAUGCAGCACAUGCACAGUGACAGAGAUGACAGUGACAUGCGCACUGAUCCUUCAACUGCCCCAACUUCACCAGCUGCAGUCCAAUCGCAAGGAAACUUAGGCCGUCUGCUCGAAGCUAUGAAUUUGUCUCCCACUACACCUGGUGCAGGAGACAUAUCCCCAGCACCUUCAACGAGUUUCUCUCACCUGAUAAAAUCUGUCUGCCGAACGGACAUUCAGGCCUAUGAUGAUUUUCAUGCUUUACUACAUCUGUCCACAAGUUCUAAACCACCAAGCAGGGUGGUCAGUGGUUCUUAUGCUGGACUGAAUGUCAUAGGUCUCGCAAGCCUGGCCGGAAACUACACCUCUCCACAACACCAACAUCGCUCCAGUGCCCCUGCAAAUACGCCCUCUGCAGUUAAUUCUUCGCCUAACGGCAGUUCCGCGUCUCCUCGCCAAUCCACUUCAUAUACUGCCCUUAAAGAGUCAAAGUUCUAUAAAAGGGUAAUGACGGAAGAUAUCGAACCAACGCUGAGACUUGAUCUCGCACCUGGUAUAUCCUGGUUGACAAGGCGAUCUGUGAUAAGUAGCAUAUGUGAUGGAGGGUUGGUAAUUGAGCCAAUCCCAUCUGCUGCUGUCAAGUACUCCCCGCCAUGUGCUCUAUGUGGUGAGAAACGAAGCGACAAUGAUCAUGCACGGACGCACCGUUUCCGGACCUCUGACAACGAUUCGGCCCAAAAGCAUCCUCUUUGCCUACUCUGCCUUGAAAAGAUGAGAUCAUGUUGCGAUUUUGUUGGCUAUUUACGGCUUAUUGUUGAUGGCCAUGUCCGCAUUGGAGAUGAAGAGGAUGAAAAAGAGGCGUGGGAGGAAACUGUCCGUCUCAGAGAACGUAUGUUCUGGUCGCGAAUCGGGGGCGGCGUCGUUCCUACUUUCAUCAAGGCGGAUUCUUCCGAGAAGGACCCUUCCAUACGAAACAUUGACUCUUCUCCAACAAAGAAAAGUUAUGGAAAUUUAACGGACGGUGACCAGCCACUUGUGUUACGCAAGCGAGAUGAAGAUGGUGCCACUCACAACAGGGUGUCGCCCGAAGACCCAUUUGUCUCUCACACGAAUAGGGCAUCCAUCGGAGGGACUAUCAUCUCUCGAGAAGAAACUGUGCAACCAGAAGCGAAAAGUGAAAAAACUUUGAAUGAGCCUGUGAGCGGCACAUCCGAUAAUAACAACCACGCUCAACACGACGAUAAUCCCCCAGGUCGUCUUCCGAAAGAUAAUAUCGCAACUUCGACAGAAUCCAACCCCGAUCCUGCACUUAUAGGAUCCAUCGAAGCCAGUGCUAUCGAGCCGAAGCUCAAAGUGACUAUACCAGCGGCAGUUUAAAACAUCCCUAAUCCAUUGAACCGUCACCCUACCAACAUUGACGUCAUUCCAUUCUUCCCGAAGCUUUUAAGAAUUUCGCCCAUCAGGAACUUGAUGUUCUCAUUACUUCCAAUUUCCAUACUGGUGCUGUGCACUGAUUUAUUCACUUUAAUGUUAAAUAUUUUAAUAGCUUCUGAAACGCCCGCAGCGCAUCCAUGGUUGCUUUCAAUGUUGAUCAAGCGUCAGGGCACCCAGCUGCAUAUGCCCACUUCUAUACUGUUUCCAUUUUUAUAUCUGAUUGUCUUUUUCAUCACUUCUUUCCGCCUUCCAAGUGGUGAUAUGGAGUACAAGUUUGAGGCAAUGAAACCUCUUUUUGCAUGGCUGCACAGCCCUUUCUCUGUCAAUUUUGCAUUGAUGUCAAUACCUAUUGAAAUUCCACUGCAUUGUAUUGCACUUCUUCUUUCCAUUCCGGCCUCCAACUUCGGGACUACUUGCAGAAUGGAAUGGUAACUACACAUAGGUUAUAUAUUUCGCUUAUCCCCCCUUUUCCUUAGAACAUCGGACUGGGAGGAAUUUCUUUAUUUAAGAUUGCAUUAGGAAGCUGGGAGAAUAAGUGAGAGAUUAGAAUUCUUGUAUAUAUACAAAUAUUAGCACUUUUUGGAGCCCA
Coccidioides immitis RS is the source of this 3054-nucleotide messenger RNA. RefSeq names its product GDP/GTP exchange factor Sec2p. The record is from RefSeq and is a predicted model, not a curated record. Gene Ontology annotation, biological process: exocytosis. Lineage: Eukaryota; Fungi; Ascomycota; Eurotiomycetes; Onygenales; Onygenaceae. The transcript has 3 exons. Gene Ontology annotation, cellular component: cell tip; Golgi to plasma membrane transport vesicle. The coding region runs from base 291 to 2408 and encodes 705 amino acids. Gene Ontology annotation, molecular function: guanyl-nucleotide exchange factor activity.